GGGAAAGCCGUGCACACAGAUCUAAGCCAGCUGCCCGGAUUCAAACACUUGAAGGAGGCACUCCUCGACUCCUCGUACUCACAGGACGACGGAAAAACCCCACGAAGGAGCAACCGGGAGGAGAGAGAGACGUCUCGGAGUCUGCCUCCGACCUCCAGGAGUCAAAGGGCACUUGUUGGGGGGGCUUCAAGCAAACUGACCUCUAAGAGCCGGGUUGCGUUGGAGGAGGAGGAGGAGGAGGAGGAGGAGGAGGCAGUCGGUGGGAGGUGGGAGGCCACGGCGGGGCUCCUGCACCACUCGAGGAGGAGAAGGGAGACGGAGGAGCAGUCGCGAGGGGGGCCGAGAGGAGAGGAUAUGGCCACGGGAGAGAUCACCACACUUCCCUCCACGCCGGAAGAUGGCGGCGGCGGCUUCGCUCCCGGUGCGUUCAGGGACCCCAAGAGGCUGUACUGUAAGAACGGGGGCUUCUUCCUCAGGAUCCGCUCCGACGGCGGCGUCGACGGGAUCCGGGAGAAGAGCGACCCACACAUAAAGCUCCAGCUGCAGGCCACCUCGGUGGGGGUGGUGGUCAUCAAAGGACCGUCCGCUAACCGCUACCUCGCCAUGAACCGGGACGGCCGGCUGUUCGGAGCGAGACGAGCGACGGACGAAUGCCACUUCCUGGAGCGGCUGGAGAGCAACAACUACAACACCUACCGCUCCAGGAAGUACCCCAGCAUGUACGUGGCGCUCAAGAGGACCGGGAAGUACAAGUCCGGCAGCAAGACCGGGCCGGGCCAGAAGGCCAUCCUGUUUCUGCCCAUGUCCGCCAAGUGCUAGAAGAAGAAGACGAAGGAGAAGAAGUGACGGCAGCGAAGAAGAAGAUGAAGAUUUGACGGUAACAAAGAUGAAAAUGAGGUGGCGGCAACGAAGAAGAUGAGACGGAAACAAAGAAGAUGUGACUCAACGAAGAAGAAGAUGAAGUGACGGCAGCGAAGAUGAAGAAGAUUUGACGGGAACAAAGAUGAAGAUGAUUUUACGGCAACAAAGAAGAUGAAGAUGUGACGUUAACGAAGAAGACGAAGAUGUGACACCAACGAAUAAGAUGUGACACCAACGAAGAAGAUGAAGAUGUGACGUUAACGAAGAUGUGACUCAACGAAGAAGAUGAAGAUGUGACGUUAACGAAGAAGAUGUGACUCAACGAAGAAGAUGAUUUGAUGGCAACGAAGAUGAAGAUGUGACGUUAACGAAGAAAACGAAGAUGUGACACCAACGAAGAAGAUGAAGAUGAUGUGACGUUAACGAAGAAGACGAAGAUGUGACACCAACGAAGAAGAUGAAGAUGUGACUCAACGAAGAAGAUGAAUAUGUGACGUUAACAAAGAUGUUACUCAACGAAGAGGAUGUGACGUCAACAAAGAAGAUGAAGAUGUGACUAAAGAUGAAGAAGAGUUGGGGCCCCGCUGCCCCCCACCCUGAGCUGUGGCGCCUCCCCCUGCGGCCCAGUGGCUCUCUGGCUGCUGCCCAGUGGAACCAGCUCACACCGCAGCCAGGUGCCUUGCUCAAGGGCAGCGUUCCCUCUCUGGCCGGCGGGGUUUGAAACCGCGACCUUCAGAUGACCUCCCACCGCUGCGAGAGGAAUAUCUCCAUGACGUCGGCGACGCACCUGAAGGACUUUAUUUAAAGAUUCAACUUUUUGUUUGACAAAGAACUCAAAAACAAAAACAUCCAGAAACCUGAGCAGCCGUUAGCGAGAGGAUCAUUUUAGAUCUGUGCACCGGAGCAUAACUUCUACAUUUAUUAAUAACUUCUACAUUUAUUAAUACGAGAUAAAAGGUCAUGAAAGGCAGUUAAUUAAAAAAAAAAAAAUAAGAUGAUUUUUUAUCUUUGCCAGUCAUUUUAAUAUGAAUAU
Molecule: messenger RNA, 1894 nt
Organism: Pseudoliparis swirei
Lineage: Eukaryota; Metazoa; Chordata; Actinopteri; Perciformes; Liparidae
Gene: fgf2
Product: fibroblast growth factor 2
Exons: 3
Coding region: 355-819 (154 amino acids)
Biological process (GO): positive regulation of cell population proliferation; animal organ morphogenesis; positive regulation of protein phosphorylation
Cellular component (GO): cytoplasm
Molecular function (GO): fibroblast growth factor receptor binding; growth factor activity
Source: RefSeq, a predicted model, not a curated record